GGAACUUUUUGGACUUGUAAACAGCAGUAUGAAUACGAUGGACAGCGUUGAGCUUGAAGUGCUUCCCGAAGCCCUUCGUGCCGAGGUCACAAGCCUUGCUACCUCCUAUCCACCUGCCAUUCCUGUAUUAAAACAUCUGGUGCACCUUUUAUUCCUGAACUCCCCCUCUCCGGCGCCUUCUUCUGAGCAACCGGCAAAAAAGCGGAAGCUUGAUGCCCUUGAACCUGCGUCAGACGAUCUACAUCUCCAUACCAUACAUGAUCUCUCCUUCAUCUCUCCGGCGCGAAAGAAAUUCUCCCUUCGAAUCCAUAAAAACACUUUCCAUCUCAUUUCCCCAAAGGACUUGGGUCAAACUGAGGCAUCUUACUUGUGGAAGGACAUAAUUUAUGCCUUCUGCGUGCCAACACCAAAUAGAGCGAAACCUCAUUGGACGAUCUGUCUAAUGCCAGCUGGAGAGAAAGACGCUAUCAUAUUCGGGUUUGACGAUAAAAGCUCCAACAUGAAGAUAACAGAUGGUGCGACGGGAGAGGUGACAGUUCUGGAUAAAAAGGAGAGUUGCAAGGCCCAUAUUUUGCAAUUGCUGCAGAAGGGAACGAAACGCGAAUUGGUGGAGCCAAGCGCACGGAUCUUUCAAGCCAGAUCACGAAAAGGCGAACUUCAUAUUGACUGCUAUCUCAAAGCCAGAGAAGGCCAAUUGUUUUUUCUUCGCACUGGUAUUCUCUUUGGUCUGAGAAAGCCGUUGCUGUUUUUCCCGUUUUCAGACAUUGCGGGCUUGGACAUAGUCUCGCCCACUGGCCGAAAUUUUGGUCUUUUCCUGCAACGGACACCGGCAGAAGAUGAUUCAGAGACUAGAAGCAGCCCAAGUUCUGAAAAUUAUGAGUUUGCGAUGAUCGAUUCGGCAGAGGCCGAGAGCGUGUUACUAUAUAUCGAGACGUAUAAAAACCGAUUUGGCGAAGGUAGUCAGACGCGGAACGGCGCCAAUGAAGAAAGUAAGCCCGGUUCGGAGGACUCUCAGCCAGAGGAGGCGAUCGACGAGUUGGAGGAGGAAGAAGACGAAGAUUUCAUGCCGUCCGAUGAAGAUGAAGUCGCAGAGGAAUAUGACAGCGACCACAACACCGAUGGUGAAGCAUCAUCGUUCGCAGGUUCAGGGGACGAAGAAGAAGAAGAGUGGGAAGAUGGCUCUGAUGAGAAUGAAAAGACCAUAAUUCCAAGAAAUACCUUGUUGUCCAAGCCUGGUGCGGUGCCAAGAUUAUCUCAUAAUGCGAUAGAUGCAGUUGUGGGGGCUGUGGAAGAAGCAUUUGGCAUUAAGCAGGAGGCGGACGAUGACGAUCAAUUUGACGAUGACAAUAAGGAUGGCGAUGACGACGAUAAGGAAGCAGACGAGAGUCAAGGGGACGAAAGCGAGAACGACAGCCCUGCGGGUCCGCGAGGGAUGGCGGCCUUGGCGGCCCAAAUUGAGAGAGAGCGGGCUGAGAGAAUAGGAUUGCCACAUGGAAAACUACCUCUAAAACGAGAAUAGCAUUGAAACGCUUUGCAGUGGUGCGAAGAAUAGCGGCCUUGGCCGCCCAGUCUGCGCGAGUGAGUUCAGAGAAUAGGAUUUUCACCAUCUGUCAAGUGAGAAUGGCCGACAGCCCAUAUUGCCAUGGUGCGAAAGCGCGAAUUAUAUUUCUAAUAUAAACAAAAGCCGACACGAGACAAGCACACCUGCCGUCCAUGCCAUCAAGUCUAAACAAGUGUGUACACAGCAAAC
Messenger RNA from Spizellomyces punctatus DAOM BR117, 1750 nucleotides. RefSeq lists its product as uncharacterized. The record is from RefSeq and is a predicted model, not a curated record. NCBI's taxonomy places the organism in Eukaryota, Fungi, Chytridiomycota, Chytridiomycetes, Spizellomycetales, Spizellomycetaceae. The coding region runs from base 29 to 1519 and encodes 496 amino acids. The transcript is spliced from 4 exons. Gene Ontology annotation, molecular function: histone binding; nucleosome binding.